AUGCUUUCAGUAAGAGAAAUGGUAAGAUGGAAAAAAAAACGCGCGGCAACAUAUGUGGUUUUUUUGUGUCUAUACUUUCUCAUUGGUUUGGAACUUGGCUGUAUUAACGCAACAUUGUGGAUAUAUGUAUCAACUGUUCUUAAACCGAAAAAUGUGAAGAUGUGGUAUGGUUUAAUAAAUGCUGCUUUCUACGUUCCAUCCUUAUUUGUCCCACCUAUUGUGUCAAGAUUCGUAGACAAAACAAGACGGGUGAAAGUAUGUUUGGUAUCUAUCAUGUUUUUAUGUAUAGCUGGAAGCUGCUUGUAUCCGAUUCAUAUAUCCCAUCUUUUUCCGUUGUUAGGACGAUUUUUAAGUGGCUUCAGCAUAGCCUUGACUCCUGUUAUUGUAUCCGAAGUCGCAAGAUCAUACACGAAGAGCGAAGUAAAACAGCGCCUUCCCUUGCUUUAUGGAAGCCGUAUGGUUGGCUAUGGAGUUGGUCCAUGCAUUUCAGCAUUUUUGAUAAAAGUUGAUUUUUGGAUUGGAUUAAUUCAUAUUACAUAUGCAAACGUAAUUGGGCCAAUCCUUUGUGGAAUUUGUGUUACCAUCACUUUAACCAUUAUAUUUUUUUGUCAUGAUUUGUCACGCGAGUACGACAUGAAGGCAGCCAUCAUGAGCAAAGAGGAACAGCGAGGACAUGAACUAUCAAGUAGUGAAUCGGCUUUAGGAGCAUUUAAAAAAAUACUGAAAACUACGGAUACUUUACUGGUUGUAGUGUUGUCAGUGUUCUUUGGUAUUCUCGAACAAAUGAUAUUUCGAGUAUUGCCAAUUCUUAUCAUUGAAAACCUACAUUUUGGAUAUGGUUUUUUAAACGGUUCGUUGGUUGGUUUUGCUGUACUCAAUACAGCUGUAAUUGUAUUUCUCGUUUACUGGAAAUUGUCCGAUAAGCAGGUAUAUUACACUGGUAUUGCAAGUUUAUUAUCAAUAAUAGUAAUAACGUCGUUCUUGUUUCUGCUUUAUCAUAAGCUGGGAAAUGUUAUUACCUGGUAUGUGUUGAUCAUAGCUUCGUUAAUUUCUUCAAUCCUGUUUUUACUGUCUGACCAAACAUUCGCUGUCGUAGUAUGUGCUAAACUGGCUUUCUCGUGUAAUCAGGCAUUCAUGGAAGCUGUUCGCAUUAUUUCUACCCAAUCUGGUCGGGUAAUUGGAGGUGCUUUUAUAGGCAUUUAUUACGACUACAUGAAUGUAUUUUAUCCAGUCAUAAAUAUGAUAUCCAUUUUAUUCCUUUUUGCUCUGAUAUCGAGGAAGAAGACAUUAUCACAGCCAGUGCCAGUUAUCUAG
Molecule: messenger RNA, 1314 nt
Organism: Hydractinia symbiolongicarpus
Lineage: Eukaryota; Metazoa; Cnidaria; Hydrozoa; Anthoathecata; Hydractiniidae
Exons: 1
Coding region: 1-1314 (437 amino acids)
Biological process (GO): transmembrane transport
Molecular function (GO): transmembrane transporter activity
Source: RefSeq, a predicted model, not a curated record